AAAAUAUUUUUCAAUAAAUUUUAUAAUUGUAUUUUCCAGGGAAAACGUGGUAGACAAGGUAAACCUGGAUCUUCUGGUGAAAAAGGACAAAAAGGAGAACCUGGAUUUACAGGUAGAGAUGGAGCACCUGGAGAAAAGGGACCACCUGGAGAAAAUGGUAGACUAGGAUUAGCUGGUAGUCAAGGUCCCAUUGGUCCUCCAGGAAUAACCAUUCCUAUGGGUGAAGCACUUCCUGGUCCAAGAGGAACUCAAGGAGUGCCAGGAGACAGAGGCCCUCCAGGUGUUCCAGGAAUCCCAGGAUCUACGGGACCUGUGGGAUUUCGUGGUUUGCCAGGCAAUCCAGGUCCAGCAGGAGAAGAAGGAGCAAUUGGACCUCCAGGACUAAUUGUUAGAGGCGACCCAGGAGAAGAUGGAUUUCCAGGUAUACCUGGUCAACGAGGAAGACAAGGACCCCCAGGUUUACAAGGUCCCAGAGGUGAAAAAGGACAACCUGGAAUUACAGUAUUUGGUCCUCCUGGUAGUGAUGGACGUCCUGGAAAUGAUGGAAUUCGUGGCUUACCAGGUGAAAGAGGUGAACCAGGACCACAAGGUGAUAAAGGAUUACCUGGAAUUGGUGUUCCUCGUAGGGGACCUCCAGGUCCACAAGGUCUUCCAGGAUAUCCUGGAGAUUAUGGACCUCCAGGAAUACCUGGUACUGAUGGACUUUUUGGUUUCCCUGGAGAGCGUGGAGAUGAUUGUGGAUAUUGUCCACCUGGAAUACCUGGUUUUAAAGGUUCACCAGGAGAUGAUGGAAGAGAUGGUCUUGCUGGUCCUCCAGGAUUUCAAGGAUUACCAGGGCCUCGUGGUAGAAAAGGAGAGCCAGGAAAUCCUGGGUUUCAAGGAAUUAAAGGAUAUCAAGGAAUACCAGGUUUACCAGGGAUAGAAGGAAGACCAGGUCAAAAAGGUGAACGUGGUGAAUUAAAAUAUCCAGAAGAUAUACAAGGACCAAAAGGAUCACCUGGUGAUCGUGGAGAACCUGGAUAUGCUGGACUACCUGGCUUUGAUGGAAGACCAGGAAAAAUAGGUUUUAUAGGAUUUCCUGGAAGAAAGGGUGAACAGGGAGAUUAUGGUGAUGUUGGUUUUCCUGGAAAUGAUGGUAUUGCAGGAAUGAGAGGUUUGCCAGGAUUAAAAGGAUUGCCUGGUGAAACAUCAUUUGGCCUCCCUGGUUCAAAAGGAAUGAAAGGAGUCCCUGGUCCCCCUGGUUUUCCAGGCAUAAAAGGCUUGCCAGGUGAAAAAGGUGAACCAUACAACUUGCAAGAAGUUAGUAAAGUAGAAUUGGUUCCAGGACCUCGAGGAAUAUCAGGAGAAAAAGGAAAAUCUGGAGAAGCUGGAGAAGUAGGUCCUGUGGGAUUGACUGGUAGAGAUGGAUUACCUGGAUUUCCUGGAAGAAAAGGUGAACCUGGAAGACCAGGAAGUUCUAUUAGAGGAUUAGAUGGCUUGAAAGGAUAUCCUGGUUUAACUGGAAAUCCUGGAUUUCCAGGAUCACCUGGACCCCAUGGUUUGCCUGGUUUAAAUGGUUUACCUGGAUUGCCAGGAAUAAAAGGAGAUAUUGGUGAACCUGGUUAUGCCAUUUAUAAAGGACCUCCAGGAAAAGUAGGUCUUCCUGGAUUUAAGGGUGAAAAAGGAAAUCUUGGACUCAUUGGUCGACAAGGAUAUGCUGGUGAACCAGGGCCUGAUGGUCCAGAUGGAGCACCUGGUCCACCAGGAUUGGCAGGACUUCCUGGCUAUAAAGGUAUUAAAGGUGAAAGAGGUAGUUCUGCACCUGGAACUAUUGGACCACCUGGAUUUCCGGGUCCUCCUGGCCUUAAUGGAAUUCCUGGAGAUAAAGGUUCUCCUGGUGAAUCAGGAUUUCCUGGAUUGUAUGGCUUUAAAGGUGUUAAAGGUGAACGAGGUGAAUUUGGUUUUCCAGGAAUUCCAGGAAAACAAGGUCCUCUGGGAAGUCCAGGAAAACCAGGAAUAAUUGGAUUACCUGGAAUGCCGGGUAUGAAAGGUGAAAUGGGGGAUAUGGGUCCUCUUGGAAGAGAUGGAAUUCCUGGAAGAAAUGGAUUAGAUGGAUUACCUGGUAGAAAAGGUGAAGUUGGUGAUAAAGGUUUUCCAGGUUUUCCAGGAAAAAAAGGUUCUUCUGGUUUACCUGGUGAACGUGGAACACCUGGACUACCAGGACUUGUGGGUUUAAAAGGUGAUGCUGCAAUAUUUGGUGGACAUGGAGAUGCUGGAGAUGAAGGGCUACCUGGACUUGCGGGAAGUACCGGAAGGCCAGGACUUAUAGGAUUACCUGGUAUAAAAGGUGAAAGAGGUGUACCAGGUUUAUCAAUAAUUGGAGAACCAGGUGCACCAGGUCUGUUGGGUCCACAAGGGUAUCCAGGAAUUCCCGGAUCUUCUGGACUAAAGGGAGCAAGUGGUAUGAUGGGUAUUCCAGGUUUGGAAGGUCAGAAAGGAAAUAGAGGAGACAUUGGACCAUCUGGUGUUCCAGGAUUACAGGGAUUACCAGGUAUGGUGGGAUUAAAGGGCGACUCUGGACCACCUGGAUUUUAUGGAUUAAUAGGAAUGAGGGGAGAUCCUGGAGAUAUUGGACUUCCUGGAUUGCCUGGAGAAAGAGGAGAUCCAGGUUUUGCGGGAUCAUCGGGUAGAGAUGGAUUUCCAGGCUUACCAGGGGACAAAGGAGAGCCAGGUCUUAAAGGCUUACCAUCAUCAGAGGUUAAUAAAGGAGAACGUGGUGAACCUGGAGCGAGAGGGUUUAUUGGUCCUCCAGGUGAGAAAGGAAAUAAUGGCUUUACAGGUUUGCCUGGACUUAAAGGAGAAAUUGGUGCACAUGGUAUUCCAGGACAGGAUGGAUUUCCUGGUCAAGAUGGAUUAAAAGGUAAAUUUUUGAAUUAACAAUUAAUGUCAAAU
This is a messenger RNA of Centruroides sculpturatus (bark scorpion), 2931 nucleotides long. Its product is annotated as collagen alpha-2(IV) chain-like. The annotation marks the transcript as partial. Gene Ontology annotation, cellular component: basement membrane. The record is from RefSeq and is a predicted model, not a curated record. NCBI's taxonomy places the organism in Eukaryota, Metazoa, Arthropoda, Arachnida, Scorpiones, Buthidae. The transcript is spliced from 20 exons.